AUGCCAGAGUCUCGUUCGUUAUCGGAAUUAACCAGACAAAUCGCUCCACCAACUAAGAACGGCCAUGCACCACCACCCACAGAAUCGAGAAAGAGCUAUCGAUCUGUCAAUCCUUUCCGUGUCCGGGCCGGGAUCAUCGAAACAAGCACGAUUCAGCAGGAGAGGCUCCAGGCUAUAGCGGAAAAGAGAAAACGCCAAACGGAGAUUGAAAACAAACGGCGACAAUUAGAAGAUGACAGGCGCCAGUUACAGCACUUAAAGUCAAAGGCUCUGCGAGAGAGAUGGCUGCUGGAGGGAGCUCCUUCAUCCACAGCUGAAGAGGGUGAAGCCACAAAGAAGCUGAUGGAGGAGGACAACUUGAAGGCCAAGGAACUGGAAGAGAACAUCCAGAGGUUGGAAAAAGAAUUGGAACAGCUGGAAAAUGGGAUCUCAGCAUCUUCCACCAAAGAGAACAUGGCUGAGGAAACAACCAGAGUGGUGGUCAAGGAAGAGAAACUACCCCACACGCCGAAGACUCCUCUAGGCUCAGCCAAAGCAGACAACAAAGCCUCCAACAGUCCCAUAAAAGUGGUGGAAGGCAAGGGCAGCGGCUUGAUGAAAGCAGCUAUGUACUCUGUAGAGAUCACUGUGGAGAAGGACAAACUCACAGGGGAGACCAAAGUCCUGUCCAGCACCACUAGACUACCCAAAGAGAACUCAGUUCAGGGAGUCAAAGUGUACGAGGACGAGCUGAAAGUGGUCCAUGCAGUCCGUUCCGAAGAUGGGGCCGUUGAGAAUGGUGUCCACCAGCUCAGCUCAUCCGAAGUGGAUGAGCUCAUCCAUAAGGCCGAUGAAGUUACCCUGAGUGAAGUCUCUGAGAAGGCUGCCAAAGAAGCCCAAAGCAAUCUCCCAAGUCAGAAGGUCACCCCCCGGAAGGAAAUCACAGGUGUGCAGGCUAAACCAAUGGAGAGUCCCAAGCUUGGGGGUGAAGGCCCAGAGCCUAGCAAAGAACAACCUGUCACCAUGAUCUUCAUGGGGUACCAGAAUGUGGAAGAUGAAAAUGAAACCAAAAAGGUGCUGGGGCUCGAAGGAGAGCAAAUCAAGGCCGAGCUGGUGGUGAUAGAAGAUGCUGAAAAUAAGCCAGCAGGAGACUACACAGCAGAUCACGCCCCUCCAAAUGGCAGCGCGAUGGAACCUCAGGAGGAGGAGAACCAAGUUGGAGCACAGCCAUCGGCCAAUGACACGGACCCCAAAGAAGCAGACCAGGAUCUUGACAUGAAGAAACAGCGUUGUAAAUGCUGCUCGGUUAUGUAAGAGGCCCUUGCCAAGCCCCUCCCUCAACUGUACAGCCAAUCAGGACUGCCUUUUCCCAUCAUUCUCACCUGGACACCUUGACUCCGCCUCUCCGGUUAACUUCUCAAUUCUACAAAAGUCUUGAGUUCAAAGUGUUGCUAUUUUUACUUAACAAAAUGUGCUAUUUGCAUCCCCCAAGGAUGUUUUUCCCCCCU
This is a messenger RNA of Protobothrops mucrosquamatus (brown spotted pit viper), 1487 nucleotides long. It is a transcript of the gene PALM, whose product is annotated as paralemmin. Gene Ontology annotation, cellular component: membrane. Lineage: Eukaryota; Metazoa; Chordata; Lepidosauria; Squamata; Viperidae. The record is from RefSeq and is a predicted model, not a curated record. The transcript has 9 exons. Bases 1 to 1293 code for a protein of 430 amino acids. Gene Ontology annotation, biological process: regulation of cell shape.